CAAAAAGCUAUCCAACUUCCGACCGUUGUCCGUUGAGACUUGAGAUCCCUCUUUCGCCCCCCGCUCAAAGUUGCAAAGCUCUGCAAAUAGUACAGCAAAGAUUUAUCAGUGAACACUAGAAAAAGUUCCAAUCUUUCUUCUAAUUGUCUUCAACGCUGAUCGUCAGAGCUCUCAAAUGGGUGGCGCCAAACGUCCCAAGCCCAGUUCGGAUCCAGCGAAAUGGGAGGCGUUUUAUGCGCCGCUGGUGAAAUUGCUAAAGAAUCAACAGGGCCAGCUCGAAACUCUGCUCAGCGAGAGGAAAUUCCUCGAAAAAUGGAUAAAGAAGCAGCACGAAUCAUGGACUGCCAAUCAGCGAGCCUACGAAACUCAUAUCUCCGAGCUGAAGUCAUGCCUGGAAGAGAAAGAGAUGGAGUUGUUGAUGGUGGCUGCCAAAUCUGAGUUGAUGGUGGGAUUGAAGCACAGAGAAAGCAUGGUUCGUAAACUGAAGUUAGAGGAAACAGAAGAUGAAUUGGCAGAUUUCAGGGCCUUGUUUGACCUCCUCACUGCUAGCCCGAAAAAGAUCGAGGAACCAGAUCAAGGCACUGGAUCAAGGAGGCGAACGAGGUCUUCCACCUCUAAGAUAGCAGCACCAGACACUGAAUCUAAAAGGCUCAAGCUCAAGUAUGAGAAUCUUAUUUCUGAGAAGAAUGCUGAGAUCGCCAUGCUCUUGAAGGAGAAAACCUUCAUAUGGAACCAAUUCAACAUGUUGGAAAGCAAGCUGACCAAAAAGCUGAAGAAGAAGCAAGCAGAAGUUGAUCAAGCUAACGAUAAGUUUUCCCAAGUUCACACCACGGUUGAGCAGCUCCGAUCUUCCAACAUUGAGAAGGAUGUGACCAUCGCAAAGCUCCAAUCUUCCAACACCGAGAAGGAUGAGGUCAUCGAGAAGCUGGAAGCUCGAGCGUCCGAGUUAUCCCAAGAGUUGGAAGAUUUGAAGAAGAAGUCUCAAGCUGUUGUUACUCCUGUUUUGAGAAGCUGCAAGGGGAUGGCUGUUAAAACUGUAAAGAAAGAGUCAGCUGCUGAGAAUGUGAGACCGAAUGGGAAGGGUAGUAGAAGGUCAAAGAGAAAGGGAGAUGGUGAUGAUGCUGUUAUCAUCAUGGAAUCGCCACCGAAACUGUUCACUUCUUCCUUCAGAGUCCCUAAGCUGAAGAACUCCUCGGCUCCUGUUUAAUGUCCUUGAAGAGAAGUCUUUCCAAUGGCUUUUUUGAGAGUCGGCUUAAACCUCUUUGAGCUGCAGCUGUGUAACCUGUUAAUAUAUGUGUAGAUAAUUUAGUGAAGACCUAGGCUUUAGCUUGUACCGAGUAGUGAAAUUCCUAACCAAGUGUACUGAUUCUGUUACUGCGUGUGACAUCAAUAUUUUGUGGAAAUGAGACAUGCUCUUGUUAUUGUCCAAAUUGGCACAGCUUUUUCCAAAGC
Linum tenue is the source of this 1452-nucleotide messenger RNA. The record is from the annotation of a GenBank genome assembly. Lineage: Eukaryota; Viridiplantae; Streptophyta; Magnoliopsida; Malpighiales; Linaceae.